Aspergillus caelatus is the source of this 1404-nucleotide messenger RNA. Its product is annotated as NAD-dependent succinate-semialdehyde dehydrogenase. The coding region runs from base 1 to 1404 and encodes 467 amino acids. Gene Ontology annotation, molecular function: succinate-semialdehyde dehydrogenase (NAD+) activity. The record is from RefSeq and is a predicted model, not a curated record. Lineage: Eukaryota; Fungi; Ascomycota; Eurotiomycetes; Eurotiales; Aspergillaceae. The transcript is spliced from 4 exons.
AUGUUCGCCGUCGAAGACCCAGGGACGGGCCGAGUCUUCGCCCACUGUCCUAGCAACCGCCUUCCUGACGUUGAUCAAUACGUCGAAUCCGCGCAGGCCGCGUUCCUCAAAUACCGAGAAGCAAACCCCAGGGAGCGGGCCAAGCUCCUUCUAAGCUGGCACAACCUGAUCACCAAUGCACGAAGCGAUAUCGCCAAACUCAUAGUCCAUGAGACAGGCAAACCAAUAACAGAAGCUCUGGGGGAAGUCGAUUACGCACUCGGAUUUGCAUGGUGGUUCUCCGGGGAGGCUGAACGUGUCCGGGGCUCAGUCGCUCAGCCAUCCGUCUCUAACAGACGCACGCUGGUAAUCAAGCAGCCGAUCGGCGUCAGUGUUGCCUUAGUACCUUGGAACUUCCCUGUUGCGAUGACAAUCCGUAAGGCUGCAGCGGCUUUAGCUGCGGGCUGUACAAUGAUCAUCAAGCCCUCGCCUGAGACUCCGCUCAGCAUACUAGCGCUUGCAGACCUGGCGUUGAGGGCCGGGUUUCCACCAGGCGCUUUGAAUAUUAUCACGACAGAUAACGAGAAUACUCCGGUGGUUAGUGAGAGAUUGUGCAAGCAUCCGCUCGUGCGCAAAGUCACGUUUACUGGUAGCACUGCUGUUGGUUCGAUCAUCGCGAAGCACUGCAGUGAUGGGUUGAAAAAAAUCACUCUCGAGCUAGGUGGGAACUGUCCAUUCCUAAUUUUCGACGAUGGUGAUCUUGACCAAGCUCUGGCUGCACUAAUGAUCUUGAAAUGGCGGAACGCCGGACAGGCAUGCACUCACGCCAACCGAGUCUACGUCCAAAGUGGCGUUUACGACAAGUUCCUAUCCAUACUAAUUAAUGCCACAAAGAAAAAUCAAGUCGGCCACGGCGCAGCCCCUCGCACCACAAUGGGAGCAUUGACAACAACUCGCGGCUUGGACAAGAUGAAACGGCAUAUUGCCGACGCUAUUUCCAAGGGUGGAAAGGUUGCCUAUGGUGGGAAGAGAUUAACAAAUCUGUCUGGAAACUUUUUCGCGCCCACAAUCAUUUCGGGAAUGACGCCCUCCAUGCUAACGAGUCAAGAGGAGAUCUUUGGUCCGCUACUUGGACUGUAUCACUUUGAGACGGAGGAGGAAGCUGUCCGCCUGGCGAACGAUACUAGCAUGGGGCUUGCCGCAUACUUCUUUACCAAAGAUACUAGUCGCACAUGGAGGUUGCUGGAGAGCCUUGAAGCCGGAAUGGUAGGGAUGAAUACAGGUAACGCUUCUGCAGCAGAGUCUCCUUUUGGAGGUAUCAAGGCUUCAGGUUAUGGAAAGGAGGCGGGCAAAGAUGUGGCGAUAGAAGAGUACCUGAUUUCGAAGACUGGGACUUUGACUGUCGAAUCCGUUUCGAAGCUUUAA